AUGGCGAUUGAAAAAGCUAGCUUACGAGAGUUCAAAUCGUUCCUCCAUUUGCAAGGCUUGAUGCUGUUUGACGUACUGGUACAUGCCUUUGCUCCAUGGCGUAGGAAUCCUGGUGCACGUAAGGGAGGGAGGUUCACAGUUCGAGACAAACCUGAUAUGUUUCUGGACAAACUCCACGCGGCAAUGCAUAGGCACGGCUCGGAUUUGACCUCGUUUUUUGUUCAGCGCUCCAUCUACUUUACUUUUUUCGGCCAGGACAUUGACAUUCCCGUUGUUGAUCUCCAUGUGACGGAGGGCGUACACACCUUUGACUAUAUCGUCCUGCCAGAGCAGAUUUCACCAGUGGCGUCUUUACGAAGUCAGAGAUUGGCACGUACAUUAGGAGGUGAUGCGCGCGAACAAGCCUUACAAAGCAGAGUCGAGGAGCGAGAAGCGAGACUACAUCAGCUCGCCAUGCAAGAGCAGCAAUUCGCAGCAAACGCUGAGCAGCUUCAAAAUGAUUUCACUGCGCAGAACAGGAGAAUUCUGGCACUGAGAGACGAGGAGCGUGACACUUUAGCGAGGCUCAGUAGCCUGCAACAUGCAGAAGUCGAACAAGUGGUCGAACAAGUGCUGAGACUAGAGACUCUCCAGGCAGACGAACAAAAUAAGCAAAGCGAAAUCGCAGAGCUGGAGCAGAGGCGCGCAAACCUUGGGGAGGAAAUUCGACUAGAUCUGCUUGCUACUAUCGGCCGACUCAAUGACGACAGGCAGCGCCAGGUUUCAUCUAUGGCAGCGGUGGAAACACAGCAUAUAUCUGCAGUCGAGGGGCUCGUUGCUCAAGAGUCAGCACUGCGAAGCAAAAUUGAACAGCUGGAGGCGAUAUUGCAACAGCUCCAAGCUAGGCUUCAUGAGACGGCGGCGAGCGAGAAAGACACUGGUGACGAGGAGUGUGCUUCAGUGGACAGCGGAGUUCAGCCCUCGUCGCCGCCGCCGGAGAGAGCAAGGCGUGAUGGCUGCGACGAAACUGAAGAGAGUAGUGCUGCAGGCGGGCAACAGACCGGGCUUGCUUUGGAGCACAUGGUGCGGAAAGCUUUACACUCGGAUGAUAAGGUUUCAAAUGCAUCAGAUGCCACUGGGAAUGCAGGGGUUCGACGAUCAUCUGCGGCAUCUGUGUCCGCUAACGAGCAGCUGGUGAAAACCUCGGAGGUGGUACAACAAGUGAAGCCUAGUUCCGACUGUCAAGGAAAUCCGAACGAUGCUCAUUGA
Beauveria bassiana ARSEF 2860 is the source of this 1248-nucleotide messenger RNA. RefSeq lists its product as uncharacterized. The coding region runs from base 1 to 1248 and encodes 415 amino acids. The record is from RefSeq and is a predicted model, not a curated record. The transcript has 3 exons. Lineage: Eukaryota; Fungi; Ascomycota; Sordariomycetes; Hypocreales; Cordycipitaceae.